AAAACAUACGGAACCGAAACUGUUGACGGCGGCGACCAGAACUGAGACGGGAUGGCCUGAAGGAGUCCUACGAGAGCCUCAUCAACAGAAGAAACUAGAGAGGGAGAAGCCAUGGCCUGUGCCCGAGUGCCACUGGAUGAGCAGCAGGUGACGGAGCCGGGCCCGCUGGGCAAAGAGCAAACACUGCCUGCUCUGCACCCGGACAGGAAGGAGGAGCGUUGUUUUGUGCCUUACAAAUCCCCACCAGAAGAUGGCUCUCCCGCUGAGGCGGAGGAGUUUCUGGAACAUGCCAAAUUCAUCACGGAGGACCUGGAGUGGCUGCUUGCACUGCCCCACGACAAGUUCUGGUGUCAGGUGGUGUUUGAUGAGUCUCUGCAGAAGUGCCUAGACUCGUACCUGCACCACGCUCCUCGCGGCCUCGACCUCGCCACCCUGCCCUCCUCCCCGGCGGUGGUCGACAUGCAGCGCUCCGUCCACAGGGCCGUCUUCUUGACCUUCCUCCGGAUGGCCACACACAAAGAGUCCAAGGAGAACUUCCUCAACCCGGCUGUGUUUGGAGAAAUCAUCUAUGAGAACUUCCUGUUUGACAUUCCCAAAAUCCUGGAUCUCUGUGUGCUCUUUGGAAAGGGCAACAGCCAGCUGCUGCACAAGAUGAUAGAGAACAUCUUUACCCAGCAGCCGUCUUACUACGUCGACUUGGAUGAGACGGUUCCCACUGUGUUACAGGUGUUCGACACCAUCCUGGAAAAGUGUGGUCUCUACUGUGAGGGAGCCACCGCCAUGGAGCCGCUGAAGCUGAACGCACACAAACAGCCCACUGCCAUGACCAUGAGCCAGCAGGAUCUUGUAGAUCUUAUUCUGUACCUGUGCGACUCCACCACCACCAUCCAUGCCUUCCUGGACAUCUACCCUGUCGCCUGCUCCAGCUUCCACUCCCAUGGUUUCCUCAGCAGACUGACCUCGUUUUAUGAGACCGCUGUGCCUGACCUCGAGAAGGCGGUGAGGAAGAGAAACUUUGACGAUAAAGGUCUUCAGGAGGACUUGUGGAAGAGGUUGUCCCACUCCUGUCGUAAGAUCGUGGAGAUGGCUCACCUGCUGCUGCACCACACCUGCCUACAGCCGAUCCUGGAGGGGGGAGAAAACAUACAUACUUUUGCAGAGGAGCUCCUACAACAUUUUACGGCUUUUUUACCCGAGAAAAGGUUCUUGUCAGACUAUGAUGAGCAGUUCCCCAUCGCAGACGACAUCAGCCUCCUGCAGCAGGCUCUACCUGUCAUUGAUGAGACCAGGACGUCCUACCUGCUCCAGGGAGUGGCGAGCGCCUGGGACAGUGUGGGCCGACGGAGACCACACAGCCAGAUUCAGCAUCAGGGAGCAGCGGGUGGUGCUGCUGCUGCCUCCUCCGCCUCCUCAUCUGGCUUUAAACCUCAGGACGCUCGUGAGCCAGAAGGAGGAGAGAGUCUGAGGGGAGCAGAGGCCAUGUUGGAUGGUGCUGGCUGUGCGGUGAGCGAGGCGGAGCUGGAGUCUCUGCUGACGUGUAUCAAGGACCUGCUGCCUGAUUUGGGAGAAGGCUUCCUGCUGGCAUGCCUGCAUCAGUACAGCUACAACUCUGAGCUGGUCAUCAACAACAUCCUGGAGGACCGGCUGGCCCCCAACCUGGACCAAAUGGACCGGGCCAUGCCAAGGCCGGUGAAGGAGGAGCUUCCAGAAGUUCUGAACGUCAGAUCCAACGUGUUUGACGACGACGAGUUUGACGUUUUCCGCAGAGACCAGGUGGACAUGUCUCGAAUCUGGAAGGGCAGGAGGAAAGGUGAGGGCGCUCGAGAGAUGCUGAACGACAAGCAGCACAUAGCGGAGCAGAAAGCUCGAUACCAGGCCUACGAGACGGUGGUGGACGAGGUGGUCAUUGAACCCGGUGAUCGGGCAGAAGGCCUCGGCCUGGACGACGACUACGACGACGAGUACGACGACACGUACGACAUGAGCCAAGUGGGAGCCAACGACCUGGAUGGAGACAGUUUACUGAGCAGGAGGCCUUUCACGGUUCCACAGAUACUGAGAAAAGGAAACAAACCCGAAUUGGAGGAGGAGGGUGAAGAUGAAGAGGAGGAAGAGAUGCUACAGAACAAUGUGAACAGGGACCAGUUUGUUCAGGACCCGGCUCUGCUGAGAGAGAGAGCUGAGGCUAGAAGAGCUUCCAUGCAUCAAAGGAAAGGCUUCCGCCCGGAGCCGCGUCCCAGUAACGUGGUGGGUCAGCCCAAAGGCCAAGGACAAAACCUGGACACAUUCCUGGACCGACGCAAGAAGGAGGCCAACAAGAGCCGCGGGGCGAACCACAACCGCCGCAACAUGUCCGACCGCAAGAGGAACAAAGGCAUGAUCCCCUCGUGACCGGCGUGACGGCCCGCUGCUCCAAAACAAAAAACAGACGGAUGGCGUGAAGUCGGCUGAGGAGUGAGUCAGUGAAGGGACAGAACUGGGACUCUGGUUUGAAUUCGAUGUCCGUAUUUGUCCCCCCGCGUCACCGUCUUUGCUCGAAGGAAAAGGCACAGAAGGUUUUGAGUUGUUGGUGAAACUUUGCUUUAGUUGACAGACUUGAAGGUCGGGCUUUUGACAUCGGAUGUAACAAAGCAUCUUGCCAUUUUUUGAGACUCUAAAACAUCUGCUUUUAGUGAUCGAGCCUAGAGGACGUUAAGAUUUUUCUUUUUAUAGCUCAUUAAAAAAACAAAACAAAGUCCUGAGAGUGAGGACAAAGAAUAAGAUAUUUUAUUUUUUGCCAAGUAACAAAUCAGUUUAUUGACAUCAUCAUCAAAUAGACAACAUAGGAAUAAAAAGGAAGCAGGGUUUUUGGCAGAGACUGUUGGUUCCUUCUGUAGCUGGAAGAACAACUAUCUGACCCGGUGAUCAAGCCUGGACAUCGUCAGUCUUUUCUCUCUCUACUCAUCCUGAAUGAGUAGCUCGUGUGAAAGCCGCCGCCUGCAUGUAACGUUCAAGUGCAAUGCGCCGUCAUCCACCGCUGUCGUCCAGUCAAAUCAAACUCCCAACGACGCUGCUGUGUUUGGAAGCUCGUGCUGAACGGAGGCGCCUCACGACCUCCGACAUGUUGCCAUGCACAGACUAUUUUCUAUGAAGAGAACAGAUCUAUCAGAGCAUUUUGUAACAAACCCAAAAAAAACAAAA
Anoplopoma fimbria (sablefish) is the source of this 3180-nucleotide messenger RNA. It is a transcript of the gene ascc2, whose product is annotated as activating signal cointegrator 1 complex subunit 2. Gene Ontology annotation, biological process: regulation of DNA-templated transcription. Gene Ontology annotation, molecular function: ubiquitin binding. The record is from RefSeq and is a predicted model, not a curated record. The transcript is spliced from 19 exons. The coding region runs from base 112 to 2391 and encodes 759 amino acids. NCBI's taxonomy places the organism in Eukaryota, Metazoa, Chordata, Actinopteri, Perciformes, Anoplopomatidae.